AUGUUUGCAGCCUACUUUGAUUGCCCAGGAGGCCCAGAAAAUCUCUAUAUGAAAGAAGUGAUGAAACCAAAUCCAGGAGAAGGAGAAGUUCUUGUGAAGGUCUCUGCCAGUGCUCUGAAUAGGGCUGAUUUACUCCAGAGGAGAGGGAAGUACCCUCCCCCCAAAGGAGCAAGUGACAUUUUGGGCCUGGAAGCAGCUGGGAGCGUGGCUGGGCAGGGUCCCGGCUGCUCGGGCCGCUGGAGGAUCGGCGAUGCAGUGAUGGCUCUGCUCCCCGGGGGCGGCCAGGCACAAUUCGUGACAGUGCCCGAAGGCCUCCUGAUGCCAAUCCCCAAAGACAUGACUUUUAUCCAGGCUGCAGCCAUUCCUGAAGCCUGGCUAACAGCAUUUCAGCUGCUCCGUUUUGUAGGUAAAGUACAGGAGGGUGAGAGAGUGUUGAUCCACGCUGGAGCCAGCGGGGUUGGCAUGGCAGCCAUUCAGCUGGUGAGACUGGCCAAGGCCAUUCCCAUUGUGACAGCAGGAACUCAGGAGAAACUGGAAGCAACAGCAAACGCUGGAGCGGCUGCAGGGUUCAACUACAAGGAUGAAGACUUCAGUGAAAAGGUCUUGGAGUUCACCCAAGGUUCUGGAGUAGAUAUUAUUUUAGAUUGUGUUGGGGCCUCAUACUGGGAGAAGAAUCUCAACUGUCUGAGCACUGAUGGCCGGUGGAUCAUUUAUGGACUGCUGAGUGGAGGUGAAGUCCAUGGGGAUUUGCUGGCAAGGCUGAUUUCCAAAAGAGCCAGCAUCCACACAAGCCUGUUACGGUCCCGAGACAAAGAGUACAAGGAGCGCCUGGUGAAAGCCUUCACAGAGGAGGUGCUGCCCCAUUUUUCCGGAGAGGCUUCCCCGCGACUGCAGCCCCUCGUUGACAGCGUUUACCCCCUGCACGCCAUCGCUGAGGCACACAGGGUUAUGGAGGAGAACAGGAACAUCGGCAAAAUCGUCAUCGAAAUUCCCGUUUGCGGCAAGAAGGGGCCGCCGCAGUAGCUGCUCUGGGACAGUCACUGCGGGGGCCGCACUGCGGCCAUCCCGCCGCGUCUGCUCCAC
Molecule: messenger RNA, 1083 nt
Organism: Melospiza georgiana
Lineage: Eukaryota; Metazoa; Chordata; Aves; Passeriformes; Passerellidae
Gene: TP53I3
Product: tumor protein p53 inducible protein 3
Exons: 5
Coding region: 1-1023 (340 amino acids)
Molecular function (GO): quinone reductase (NADPH) activity; NADPH binding; quinone binding
Source: RefSeq, a predicted model, not a curated record